CAUGUUAGAGAAAAACGCACAACUGCUAGUCUACAAAUGGCUUAAGAGUCUGCGUUUUUCGGAUGGACAUGCAUCGAACAUAUCAAGGCUGGUUAAUAUAGAGGACUGCAGAUUGUACGGAAUGAAGAGUCAUGACUGCCACGUGUUUAUGCAAACACUCAUCCCAUUAGCUUUUUGUGAUUUGUUGCCAAAGGGAAUAUGGGAUGCACUCACGGAGAUCAGUCAUUUCUUCAGAGAUAUAUGCUCCAGCAAGUUGAAUGUUGAUCACAUUGAGAGGCUUCAAAUGAAUAUCGUCGAGACACUAUGCAAACUUGAGAUGAUAUUCCCUCCAUCAUUUUUUGACUCAAUGGAGCAUCUCCCUAUACAUCUACCGUUCGAGGCAAAAGCUGGAGGACCGGUCCAAUAUAGAUGGAUGUACCCAUUCAAACGGUACUUGUUUAAUCUUAAGAAAAAGGUUAAGAACAAGGCGCAUGUUGAGGCUUCGAUAUGUGAGGCCUAUAUUGUUGAGGAGAUCUCAACAUUUAUCUCGUACUAUUUCGAACCUCAUCUGAGAACGAGAAUCAAUCGCGUUCCACGGCAUGAUGAUGACGGUGAAGUGCCUUCCAGUGGGAACUUGUCAAUAUUCUCCAAUACUGGACGACCCACACCUAAAAAUGCCGUAAGAGGAAGAUAUUUGUCGGAAAUAGAGUUCAAACAAGCACACAACUAUGUUCUAUUUAACUGUGAUGAGCUGAGACCUUUUAUUCAGCAACAUCGUCAAUAUUUGCUCUCCAAUAACUCACAGCUGACCGAAUCCCAGAUCUUUCAAUUACAAGAUGAGCAGUUUGCCACGUGGUUCAGAACACAUGUAAGCACUAUCACAAACUCAUUCUAACUUGCAAAA
Messenger RNA from Populus trichocarpa (black cottonwood), 883 nucleotides. RefSeq lists its product as uncharacterized. The record is from RefSeq and is a predicted model, not a curated record. The transcript has 3 exons. Bases 2 to 874 code for a protein of 290 amino acids. NCBI's taxonomy places the organism in Eukaryota, Viridiplantae, Streptophyta, Magnoliopsida, Malpighiales, Salicaceae.